AUGUCUGAUCUGAGCGCUUCUGAGUACAUAAGCCAGCAAAAUGCCUUGGAAGCAGAAGCUCGUGAACUAAUGCCAUGGAAUCCCAACCACUGCACAUAUGUAGACGGCGACCUUCGACAAUCAUUGUUCGCAUGCUUGGAUUGCAAUAACAUAGGUUUAUGUUAUUCAUGCUCCAUACAGUGCCACGCCCAAUGCAAUUUGGUGGAGCUAUUUACGAAACGAGGCUUUACGUGCGAUUGUGGGACCGAAAGGCAAUCUCAGCGAAGACAAGGCAACAGCGAUUACUGGUGUCAAUUGCGCCAAAAUGUCUCGCGCGACAUUCCUGGUUUGUCUAACGUCUAUGGCCACAAUUUCGAGGGCCGCUUCUGUGAUUGUAACACGAAGUACGAUCCCGAACACGACAGCACGAUGAUUCAAUGCGUGCUAGGUCUGGAAUGCAAUGAAGAUUGGUUCCACUGUGCAUGUAUUCUUGAGACGCAAACAGUGGCUGUCAAGGGCGAGAGCAACGAUAGCAGGCUCAACCUCCAAUCAGAUGAAGAAUUACCCAGAAACUUCCCAAAACUGGAGUCCUUCGACGCUUUUGUGUGCUGGAAAUGCAUUUCGCGCUACUCUUCGAUUUUCCGUGACUUGCUGGCACAUGCACGCUCUCAAGAAGUUGUUGCCCAUAAAGUGUCGCACUUGAAUAGCUUACAGAAAUUCUCAGGUGCUGCUAAGAUGGAGAUAGAUGCAAAGAAGCGCAAAUUGGAUGAUCUUGACGAUACAGAAGGCGAGAACCCCCCGUUUUCAAUUAUGUUCAAAGAGGGUUAUAAGGACGUUUUGCAUUCGAUCAAAAACGAACUGGAUAAGACUAGCAAGCUUUCCGUGUUUCUGGAAGAGGUGGCGCCUUUUCUGACCGGUGACGACCCAGUUUACGAGCCCCCUGAUGACCUAGAUGAUGAUGCGUCCACUUUCGAAAUGGGAGCACAGGCGUUGUGCUCAUCUGUUGAUAGGGAUGUUGCCGUCGCUGGCAUAAAAGCCAUGGAUGACAUCAAACAAAAGCUCAGCGAGUUCCUGAGGCCAUUCGCUGACUCUGGCCUAGUAGUCAAAGAGGAAGACAUCAGAAGCUUUUUCCAGAAACACAAGGAAGAAUCGCAAAGAUAA
Messenger RNA from Lachancea dasiensis, 1140 nucleotides. Lineage: Eukaryota; Fungi; Ascomycota; Saccharomycetes; Saccharomycetales; Saccharomycetaceae. The record is from the annotation of a GenBank genome assembly.